Dentiscutata erythropus is the source of this 153-nucleotide messenger RNA. The record is from the annotation of a GenBank genome assembly. NCBI's taxonomy places the organism in Eukaryota, Fungi, Glomeromycota, Glomeromycetes, Diversisporales, Gigasporaceae.
AUGCUUACUGGAAUAGUUAUUUUGACCAAGGAAGGCAUGACUUUUAGUUGUCCUUCUGAUGAUCUUUUAGAUCGCUGUGGUGUAGGCGUCCAUAACAAGGAAGACAUGACUUUUAGUUGUCCUUCUGAUGAUCUUUUAGAUCGUUAUGGUUGA